AUGAUUUCCGCUUCGAAGCAAGCGCGAUUUGCCGGCCGCUUCCUAGCCAAACGGAAAUCCCUGUUUUUCACUCCUGCAGCGGAAAUGGGCAACCUAUUCGAUGAAAGCGAGGCACUACGGAGAGAUGCAGAAGCGGCUGAAAAAGUACCAGACAGACCAGUGUUUCCCUUGGAAGAGAGAAUAUUCAGAGAGAUUAUCAAACCCGAAGACGCAUGUAACCCUUUUUUCCGCCCAACGUCCACAGAUAUGAUUGUGACUGCGUUAGCAAAAGAAUGUCCAAUCUCAGGAAGACCAGACUAUCAGAUGGUCUCUAGAAGUCUGAUAUCUGGAUCUAAAAUGGGGUUCGCUAACACCGCGAUAAGUUGGAUGGAGAGUAAGGCGUUCAAUGUUGCCGAGCUCAAGCUUAUGGCUGAUGCUUCUGAACAGUUUCGUUAUUCUGAGACCAAACGUCAAGAAAAGCUAGAUAAAUUGUAUACUAGCGACGUGUGGGCAACUGAGCCCUUGCAAGUCAAGCUUUUGGAUGGCACCGUGAAACAAAUGACUGCUUUGGAAGCAUUUUACAGAACGUCCAGUUUGCAAGCCGUAAAUCAUGAAAACGUAUCUGCAUUUCUACUUACGAAAGCUGAAACGGACUCUCAACUCAAAAUGUUGUUUGAAAGUUUCAAAAAUGCUGGUUCUGUGCUCACACUGCUGCCCUAUUUUGCAUCCAAGGUGGUUGAGAAGAUUUACAGCUCUCCUUCUGCUGAGAACAUUCAAUUAUUCGGCGAUUACUUAAGAGAUAGGGAAACAAACUCUAUCGCAGACUCGCAAGCGCUAUUGCUAGAGUUGGAGACCGUCACAAUCGACAAAAUCAUAUACCUAGCGUCAAUCCUGGCCCAAUCUACAUCAGAAAUGACCAUAGCCAAAGAGGCUCUUAUAAUAUUGAUGGAAAAACUCAAGACAGCUCCUCUGGCAGAAUCAUAUAAUGCAUUUCUAGGAAGCUUGUUUCAGCUUGCAGAUGCCGAGAACCUCACAAGAGAAAGCCUUCUUCAUCAACUAAUGCCUGUUAAAGACGCUCUACAUGUUGUUUAUCUAGAACCUGAAACAAUCUCCUCAAUUUUGAAGAAGCUCAUUACGAAUACCUUUGAUUUGACCCAUUUUCUUCAGAUCAUCAGCAAAACCUCGCCUACAUUUUUCAAAACCCACCUGAACCUUGUGAUCUCCCGAUUGAUCCAGCUUCAAAAAGAUGAAAAUUCCUCCAGCAUUGUUAGCCAGGUACAAAUCGCACAGACAGCAAGAUUAAUGAUGCAAAGUGGACUCCAGAAGACAAGUUGCGAGCAAAUAAUCAAGUCAGCCUCGAAAUAA
Molecule: messenger RNA, 1344 nt
Organism: Australozyma saopauloensis
Lineage: Eukaryota; Fungi; Ascomycota; Pichiomycetes; Serinales; Metschnikowiaceae
Exons: 1
Coding region: 1-1344 (447 amino acids)
Source: RefSeq, a predicted model, not a curated record